AUGUCCAACGUGUCCCACACCACCAUCUUCCUCAUCGGUGCCACAGGCUAUAUAGGAGGUGCUCUUCUAACGCGCCUCCUUGCACAUCCCUCUGCAAAGACUUUCGAUAUAACCGUCUUCUUACGGUCUGCGGAGAAGGCGAAGCUCCUAGAGUCCAACUUUGGUGUGAAGGCAGUGGUGGGCACGCUUGCGGAGCUCGACAAACUCGAGGCGCAGACCGCGGCCGCACAUGUCGUCUUCUCUUGCGCGGACUGUGACGAUGUCCCUGCGAUCGAAGCCAUCCUCAGAGGACACCGCAAGAGGCAUGCCACGACCGGAGAUCUUCCGAUCCUGAUCCACACGUCAGGCACAGGAGAGUUAACGGACAACGCAAAAGGGCUGCACACAACCGAUACAAUUUACAACGACCUUGACCCUGCGCAAAUUGAGACGCUUCCGCCCACAGCUAUUCAUCGGCCCGUCGACCUCGCGAUCGUCCGUGCGGAUGCAGAAGGGUACGUGCGCACGCACAUCAUUCUGCCAUCUGUGAUCUACGGGAUCGCGGGCGGCCCGCUCGUUGCUGCAGGCAUAUCGAACCCGCAUUCGAUCGCGAUUCCCUACCUCAUCCGUGCGUCGCUCGACCGCCGCCAGGCGGGCAUGGUCGGCCACGGCGUCUCCUUCUGGCCAGUCGUACACAUCGACGACGUGGCUGGCCUUUACAUUGUGCUGUACGACGCGAUCGUCGCGAGCCCUGAGAACGUCGGCCAUGGACGUGAGGGAUACUACUUCGGUGAGGCGGGCGAAACCGCGUGGGCCGACAUCUCACGUGCAAUCGGUGUCGCGCUCGUCGAGCUGGGCAUCAGCACCACCGCCGAGCCAACAACUUUUACCACUGAGGAGCUGAUCAAGUACUUUGGAUCCGAGAUGGGAAACAUCAUGGGAAGCAAUUCACGUUGUCGUGGCAAUCGUGGGCGUGCGCUGGGGUGGAAGCCCGUCCAUACGACCGCCGACAUGAUUGCAAGCAUCAAGCCCGAGAUCAAGGCGUUGAUUGCGAACCCCUCCUACAUGGCUAUUGUCACCAAUUGA
Messenger RNA from Sparassis crispa, 1065 nucleotides. Its product is annotated as NAD-P-binding protein. NCBI's taxonomy places the organism in Eukaryota, Fungi, Basidiomycota, Agaricomycetes, Polyporales, Sparassidaceae. Bases 1 to 1065 code for a protein of 354 amino acids. The transcript has 6 exons. Gene Ontology annotation, molecular function: oxidoreductase activity, acting on the aldehyde or oxo group of donors, NAD or NADP as acceptor; NAD binding. The record is from RefSeq and is a predicted model, not a curated record.